AUGAAAGAAAUUCCUAUUACGCUUGUGGCAACCAACUCCAGGUUGUUGAUGGAAUGCACCAACAUAGGUGAAACAGGAAACUCUGAAAAAUCCGCUCAGGACGUACAUGAUGAUUUUUCGAUCUUGGCCGAAGAUGCCUCAAUGCCGAUAGCGGUUAUCGGAAUGGGGUUUAGAGGCCCCGGAGAUGCAACUAAUGUGGAAAGACUGUGGAAGGCUCUACUGGAGCAACGUGAAGAAUGGUCACCCAUUCCAGAAAAACGAUGGAAUAGCUCCGCGUUCUAUCAUCCUGACCACGCGAGACAUGGCACGAUCAACGUGGAAGGCGGUCACUUCCUCGAAGAAGAUAUAUCGUUAUUCGACGCACCGUUUUUUAACAUGUCCAGCGACGAGGCGGCAGCUAUGGAUCCUCAGCAGAGGUUAUUGCUGGAGGUUACAUAUGAGGGACUAGAAAACGCUGGGCUGUCUCUGCACCAGGUUGCCGGUAGCAAGACUUCAUGUUUUGUUGGAUCAUUUUGUGCCGACUAUACCGAUUUACUUCUUCGAGAUCCUGAGGCAGUGCCGAUGUACCAAUGCACGAAUGCUGGGCAGUCUCGCGCUAUGACUGCAAAUCGUAUUUCCUACUUCUACGAUUUGAAAGGGCCCAGCGUCACAGUUGACACUGCUUGCUCUGGUAGCUUAGUUGCCUUGCAUCUUGCAUGUCAAAGCCUUCAAACUGGGGAUGCAACGAUGGCAAUUGCGGCAGGGGCCAAUAUUAUCUUGAGUCAUGAGUUCAUGUCCACGAUGAGUAUGAUGAGAUUCUUAUCGCCAGAUGGGCGCUGCCAUACCUUCGAUGAAAAGGCCAAUGGCUACGCAAGGGGCGAAGCAAUAGGUUGCGUUCUUCUGAAACCUCUGGAUCAAGCACUACGAGAUGGGAACACCAUAAGAGCAAUUGUCCGCGGGACUGGGUCAAACCAAGAUGGCCGAACACCAGGAAUCACUUUGCCCAGUGGUGCCGCUCAAGAAGCGUUGAUUCGAGACGUGUAUGAAAGAUGCGGGCUGUGUCCAAGUCAAACGGACGUUGUGGAGGCCCACGGCACCGGUACACAGGCAGGUGAUCCUCUGGAAACAGGCGUGAUAUCGCAAGUAUUUGGCCCCGGGCGUUCUCCAGAAAACCCCGUAUAUAUUGGAUCCAUUAAGACAAAUGUUGGACACCUGGAAGGGACUAGUGGAGUUGCGGGGGUUAUCAAAGCCGUGCUGAUGCUGGAAAAUCAAACAAUUCUUCCUAGUCGGAACUUCGAUACGCCAAAUCCACGCAUCCCUCUCAAAGAAUGGAAGCUGAUAGUACCCCGAUAUCCAGAGGGCUGGAAUAAUCCCGGUCCGCGUCGGGUGUCAGUAAAUAGCUUCGGCUAUGGAGGGAGUAACGCUCAUGCUAUUCUCGAAGAGGCCUCCGGUUAUCUAUCUUCUCGUGGACUAGGCAGAUGGCAUGAGGAGCCAUUAAAAGCUAGCCGGAGGAAAAGAAUGGGGAACGACACCAUUUCAGUCGCUUCGACUCCCAGGCAGAGAAUAUUUCUAAUAUCUGGAUUUGACGAGCACUCCUGCAAGGCGCAAGUCAAGUCUCUCUAUAGGUAUUUGUUAAAGAACGAAAGUAUCAUCGACAAUAUCUUCCUCGGUGAUGUCGCUUCUACCUUGAGCGAAGGUCGAUCUCGGUUCAUGUGGAAGACAGCAGUUACUGGGAGCUCAUUCCAAGAUUUGGCCCAAUCGCUUUCAAACGAAAUAAAACCUCGGAUUUCAUUGAAAAGGCCAACCUUGGCUUUUAUCUUCACAGGACAAGGGGCGCAGUGGGCUGGCAUGGGAAAAGAAUUGUUAGACGCGUAUCCAGUAUUUUGCGAAUCUAUAUCUCGAAUUGACGGUUAUUUGGCGGAGAUGGGAGCGUCGUUCACUGUUUAUGACGAAAUCUCCAAAAGCCCUCAAGACUCCCAACUCAACUAUCCCCUUCUUAGUCAAACGGUGUGCUCAGCGCUGCAAAUAGCUCUCGUUGACCUUCUUGGAUCCUGGAAGGUAUAUCCAGACUCGGUGACGGGCCAUUCCAGCGGAGAAAUUGCCGCUGCGUAUGCGAGUGGUGUGCUGAGCAUGGAAGAUGCUAUGAAAGUCGCUUAUUAUAGAGGGUUGUGUGCCAGCAAGAUUUUAGCAUCGGAUGAGGUUCGAGGCUCCAUGAUAGCUGUCGGUGUUUCGGAGGAGGCGAUAGAACCAUAUAUCUCGAGCCUUGUUUCUGGGAAAGCCGACGUGGCUUGCAUUAAUAGCCCGUCGAGCGUCACGGUUUCGGGUGAUACAGAGGCGAUUGCUGAGCUAGCCGAGAAGUUAAAGGAGAAGUCCAUCUUUUAUCGGCGCCUCGCUGUGGAUGUUGCAUAUCACUCUCAUCAUAUGAAGAUUAUUGCUGAUGAAUAUUCAAGUGCGAUUGCAACUAUCGCCCCCCGAAACCAACGUGUGAGCGCAGAGGAAACGUGGCAGCCUUUUGCGGUAUCUAUGUUUUCCUCUGUGACUGGUAAAUGCAUUCUACCGGAAGAAUUAGGCCCUCGCUAUUGGGUCUCUAAUUUGCUUCAGCAAGUCAAGUUUUCCGACUCCCUCAAAGCUUUAUGCUUCGAAACAAAUCCAUGGCAUCAUCGCACGGGUCUAUUGAAUGGACGGAAAGGAAAGAGAAUAGGAUCUGCUCAAAAGGCAAGCGUGGGCUGCCUUGUUGAGAUCGGUCCCCACUCGGCGCUUUCUGGUCCCGUGAAGCAAAUUAUACAAUCCAAUGUCAAGCUUAGCACUGCCGAUAUUUUCUAUCUCAGCAUCCUCACACGAAACAAAGACGCAGUUAAAUCGGCGCUGGGUGCUGCUUCCACUCUUGUCUCUAUGAACUACCCGCUAGAUCUGAAUGCUAUCAACUUUGCGAAAGGAACAGCAACACAAAGACGACACAGACUUCUUGUGGAUAUGCCUCCAUAUUCCUGGAACCAUACCAGAUCUUACUGGGCUGAACCACGCUUGAGCAAAGCAUUUCGGAAUAGAAGCCAACCGCGAACAGAUCUACUUGGCACACCAGACAACAUCGCAUGUUCUUUUGAACCUCGAUGGCGAAAUUUCAUCAGGGUUUCAGAGAUUCCUUGGAUCAUGGAUCAUAGGAUUCAAUCGGAUAUUGUUUUUCCUGCUGCGGGAUAUUUGUGCAUGGCAACUGAGGCUGCAACGCAGGUAUCAGAAAACUCACAAAAUAUUUCCGCCGUCAUCAUGAGGAAUGUUUCUAUUCACUCGGCUCUCAUCGUUACCGAAGCUAGCGAAGUUGAAGUUUUGACUUCACUUACACCACGCGGAGAAAGCCGGAUGCAUGAUUCACGGGAUUGGUAUAGAUUCCACAUCUAUUCGGUUUCAAGAGAAAAUAAGUGGACAGAACAUUGUUCGGGGGAUAUCAACGUCGAAUCGCAACCUAAUGGUACAGAGAAUGUGACAAUUCAGUAUUCGGAAAGCUCGAAUAUCCAUCCCGCCAGUUCCAAGCCACAAGGCAUUCGGGUAGUCCAUGUUGACCGUCUGUACGACCGACUACGGAAGGCAGGGCUUGAGUACGGGCCUUCCUUUGCUAAUUUAACAUCCGCCCACGCAACAGAAACUGGAACUUGCUUCGCUGAGAUUACGAUACCGAAUACCGAGACAGCCAUGCCGAUGAACUUCCAAUAUCCCCUCCUUAUUCAUCCAUGUACGCUGGACAGUGUUUUCCACACGAUAUUUGCUGCGCUGCCGGAGGACAUGGGGGUGGAAAAGGGUCCUAUUAUCCCAGUGUCGCUCGGCUAUAUGCGCUUGUCUUGUCAGAUGACUUCUUUGCCCGGAGACAGAUUAAGCGUUUGUACGGAUGUUCGGCCUGGCUCGCGGGGGCAGAUCGUCGCCUCGAUAGUCGUUGCUGAGAAUGACUCCAAUAUGUGCAGUCUGAACCCGAAAAUAUCAAUCAGCGGGUUGAGGGGUACCCGGCUCGAAGUUGCACCAAACAUGAGCAAAAAUUCAAAGAAUGUUCCCAUCGCAUACGGAAUUGAGUGGCGAGCGGACCCCAUGUUUAUCACCAAGGGUGAAUUUUCACUCCAUCAUGAAAGGAAUGGUAGCUCUCGAGGGAGUCUCAUUCCGCGAGACGAAUACGACUACUAUGUCACAAUCCUAAUACAAAAUGUGGUCGAGGCUUUCAAAGAAGAGCAUAGUCGGAAACCAGAUUUGAUCUACGACAAAUACAGAUCGUCGUUGUCGGAAAUGCUUCGCGUAUAUGCAAUCGACGAGAACAAAUCGCUUGAUCAGAUAAUAGUCACCAACAAAGCUCCUUCGAGUCCGAUGGGAAAAUUAAUCAGCAUGAUCGAUGCCUACCUUGCUUCAUUAUCCCAGAUCGAAGACGAAUCCUUUACCCAAAUUCACGAAGAGCUUUCCAACGCUUAUCAUGAAGUCCUUUCAAUGGAUAAAGCAUACAUUGCUGUCUUGGAGCAUAUCAAACUUAUUGGAUUUAAGAAGCCAGACAUUUCAAUUCUACAACUCUGUGAUGGGACGCAGCGAGGAGUCUUCUUUCCCCCCUUCUCAAUAUACACUUUUACAUACCACGACGAGGAAGACCACGAGCGAGCAAAGUUGUACUUGGAAAAAUGGACAAAGUGGAUCGAUCUGAUGAAGCUCGGAGAUCCGCGCGGAAUUUCCGAUCCUUCUAUGCGUGGGCCGGACGAUUUUUCCUACGAUCUUAUCAUCGCACCGAAUGGAUUUCACUCAUUCCACUCCAGCCUCGAGGCGCUUCAAAUAUGUCGCUCUAUGCUGAAGCCGAUGGGAACUUUGAUUAUCGUCGACCCGCUUCGUCCCAAUGAGAGCAUUCUAGAUAAUUUCCUAACCACCGCUUUAUAUCUAUGGCCCGUGGGGAAUUUCGAACCACCAAGGGGGUUGGAAGAUGAGGGAAGUGACCUUGAUGAUAUGAUAUAUAAAGCUGGGCUUACGUCGAAUCGAGACGCAGGCAGCAGUGACCGGCAGAGGAAUCUCGUGGGAGGCUUCAUAAUUUGCCACCCAGAACACGAGGCAAAUCUCAUCGACAGGGAAUUCUUGGUAAUCCAAGCAGAUCAUGAUGGUGAUAAAAUGUCCAUGGCUGAAUGCUUGAGAUAUGAUCUUUUGGGUUUAUGCCCGAAGGUUGACACAUCAUGUCUAGAUACAGCAAAUGCGAUAGGAAAGAUUUGCAUUGUGAUCAACGACGUACCUGAGAAUGUUCUUGCAAACCCAGAUUCCGAGACUCUUUCAAAACUGAAAGAAAUAUUUCUUUACAGCAGCGGUGUACUUUGGAUCAGCCGGGGUGGAGCUAUUGAUCCAACAUUCCCUGAAUACGGACUUGGUGUUGGCUUUGCCAGAACGGCCAGAUCCGAGUCUGCCGUGAAGCCGAUUAUCACGCUUGACCUAGACGCACAAAAUCCGUUGACGAAUCAGAGAUCCACGAAAGUAAUCACGACGUUGAUUCAGAAAUGCUUCUCUCAAAUAAACUCUGGAGAUAUGGAUGCGGAAUAUGCUGAAAGGAAUGAAGUUAUUAUGAUACCACGAGCAAUCGAGCGGUCAGACAUCAACCAACACUUCAGUCACAUUAACGAGACAGAGAUCCAGUGUGAACAGCAUUUCCGACAAGUCAAAAAACCAAUUCGAGUUUCUAGACCGAAUGGUCACAAUAUACAGUCGCAUUUCGCAAUAGACUUUGAAAUGACCAGUCCGCCACCAACAGGAUAUGUGAGGAUCGAAGUAAUGGCAUUUGGACUGGGCGAAUGGGAUAUACAAGAAGAUGCAGAUGAGUUCCAGGUGAGGGGAACAUUGGGUUUCGAAUGCAGCGGCCGAGUCCUGGCAAUUGGGCCAGGGGUAAACCUUUUUUCUAUCGGUGAUCGUGUCGCUUGUCUUGGGGCCGGGACAGCAAGGAGCUACUAUCAAGACAGGGAUACCUCUUUUCAAAGAAUUAGCGAUUUCAUAACUUAUGAAAUGGCUGCCGUUGUACCUGUUGAAUAUACGACUGCAUACUACAUCAUACACUAUUUGACACGGACCAGGCCGGACGAAUUGGUUCUGAUUCAGGAUGCUGCCAGCUUUCUUGGGCAGGCGAUGCUUGAGAUGUGUUGUAUUCGUGAAACUGGGGUACUAGCAACAGUGACUGACCCGUCGCAAAAAGACCUCCUCUUGAGCAGAUUUGCCAUUCCGCCUGAGCGGGUCUUCAUCGAGGGCGUGGACGAUAUUGUUAUGAAUAUCCUCGAACUCACCAGCGGCAAGAAGGCUCGAGCUGUCAUUUCGACUGCGAAAAGGAGGCAUCGGAUAUAUCGAGAACUGGUCAAGUGUGCUGCAUCAUUUGGCCAUUUUGUUCAAAUUUCAUAUCACAACGACGAGAGAGAAGUAGACAAUACCUGGAGCCCUACAAAAAACAUUUCAUUCUCGUCUUUCAAUAUCCUCGAUUUUCAGAAGGACAGGGCAGACCUGACACGACAAAUAUGGCCAAAGGUUGUUCAGCUCUUUAAUGAGGGGAAGCUUCACGGCCCCUCAUCACUAUCCGUCUACAAAAUCUCAGACUUGGAUCAGGCACUGGGUGAAAUUUCCACUCAAAACCACGUGGUAGUGACCGCGGUAGACAACGAAAUAAUUCAGUUGACACGACCAAAAAUUUCUAAGGAUAUAUUCCAAUCAGACGCAUCAUACCUCCUAGUUGGCGGACUCGGAGGUAUUGGACGCGCAAUAGCCUUAUGGAUGGCCGAAAAGGGCGCAAAGAACCUCAUCCUGCUCAACCGAAGCGGUCUAGCAAAGGCGUCCGCUCAGCCCACUGUCCAGGAACUCACCGAGAAAGGCGUUCAAGUCGACAUUCAUACGUGCGAUAUAUCAAAUGAGUCAGAAGUCAGACAAAUGUUCCUCGACAUUUCGUGGGGGGCACCGCCGGUCCGUGGGAUUGUGCAUGGGGCUAUGGUUCUCAAGGAUAUCCAUAUCCAAAAAAUGACGGCAGAAGACUACCUUGAAGUGCUACAACCCCGGUACAAUGGAACCUGGAAUCUUCACAAUCACGCUCCAACCGAUCUAGAUUUCUUCCUGAUGCUCUCGUCGAUUAGCGGGGUGAUCGGAAAUGCGACACAGGCUGCCUACGCCGCCGGCUCGGCCUUUAUGGACUCGUUCUCUGCCUACCGAAAUACGCUGGGCCUCCCAGCUACAUCCUUGGACCUAGGCACCGUCACAGACGUGGGAUAUCUGGCCGAGAAUGAAGGGCUUGCGAGUAAGAUGGUCAAACAAGGGUUUCAUGGUACAGAUACUCCGACGCUUCUGUCGCUUGUACAGGUUGCUAUUGAGCAGCAGCUAAAGCAUCAGACUGUAGGCACUGGGAGUUCUCAAAUUAUAACAGGACUGGGAGAGUGGAAGGAGGGUCAUUCAUUGGGGAAUUUUGAGGCGCCACUGUUCGCGCAUUUUCGAAGGAGGUAUCGUUCUGAUGGAGCUGCCGGGGCGACGGAGGAUGAGGAUGCUGUUCAGAUGGUUCGGGAUGCCUUGCGAGUGUCGAAGACGCAGGAUGAUGCUAUUUCCAUUAUUUUUGAGGCCCUGAGUGCGAGGAUUGCUUCGCAGUUGGGUAUCUCGGUGGAAAGGAUUGACCCUGCUAGUCCGUUGUCUGAGUUUGGGGUCGAUUCGCAUGUUGCGGUUGAGUUACGCAAUUGGAUUAAUAAGACGAUGGAUAGUGCUGUGUCUAUUUUGGAGAUCUUGGCUACUGAUUCGGUGCUGCAUUUGGCUAGUCAUAUUGCGAGACGGUCUCAGUUGAUUGAAAUUCGUGGUGAUGGUAUUUAG
This is a messenger RNA of Penicillium cosmopolitanum, 7800 nucleotides long. Its product is annotated as putative polyketide synthase. Gene Ontology annotation, molecular function: fatty acid synthase activity; phosphopantetheine binding; oxidoreductase activity. Gene Ontology annotation, biological process: secondary metabolite biosynthetic process; fatty acid biosynthetic process. NCBI's taxonomy places the organism in Eukaryota, Fungi, Ascomycota, Eurotiomycetes, Eurotiales, Aspergillaceae. The coding region runs from base 1 to 7800 and encodes 2599 amino acids. The transcript has 9 exons. The record is from RefSeq and is a predicted model, not a curated record.